UCGGACAGCUCCGGUUUGAACCGCGCCUGGAGCAGCUGAGUGAGUUGUAGCGGGGCCGCGGCCGCACAAAGGGGCUAUUGUUGUAUGCAUAUGCCCCUCGGUGGAGUAGUUGCUCUUUAAAGCUGCUCCAAUCGCUGCGCAUAGCUCGAGCCACGGAGGGCGGGGUUUGGACACCCCCCCUCCCCCGUAGCUCACACGGUCCCAUUGACGAGACGGUGAGGAACCGAGCGGCGGACUUCUAGGAGCUGCUGGCAGACCCGGGUGCGAGAGGGGUCGGAGGAGGCCCGGGUGUGAAUCACGCGCGGCUCCGGGAGGUCACGGUGUGGACAGGUAUGAGACCUGUGGCCCGUUACCGGGUGAAGGAGAUGCUAAGACCUUGAUUCACCAGACUACCCACAGGCCCGGCCCACUUCAGCCCCUCAUGGAUGGAUCCCGCCGGAGCUGCGCUCAUGGACUACAAAGCCAGUGUGCGUCCGCACCGAUCCGGGAGCCCCUCCGCCCUCUCCUCCUGACACCGCCGCUCCACCCGGGCAGACCAUGAGGGUGGCCGCUCGGUGAAUCGGCCCCUUCUCUCGGGUUCGAGGUUUUCUACGUGUGUUUAUUUAUCUGAGAUUCCUUUGUGUCAAAGGGCUGACCACAGCGUGCGCAGAGGGCGGCGGAGUGGCGACGCGGGGGCUCUGUGGUCGCGCGCAUCUGCUGUCUUUGUGGCCGGGUCGAGAUGGCAGGCGGCCGGCCGGAGGCGCAGGACCACCCGCCGGAGAACGGCUUCACCCCGCUGGAGCGUCCCGCGCCCCGGCUGCUGCAGCACAUCGACGGUUGCGUGCUGCCGGCUCUGGGGGGGUUCGGGAAGCACCAGAAGCAGCUGGUGGUCCUGACCUGGAUCCCGGCGUUGUUCAUCGGCUGUAGCCAGUUCUCUGAUUACUUCUUGCUGGCGCAGCCGCACGGCACGUGCGUACAACCUCUGGGCAACGACAGCAACUGGACUGGGUCGCCGCUGCAGCCGGAGUGGACCAGCGGAGCGGCCGCGCCGCAGCUCAAGGGCAACGGCACCGGGGAGGGGUUCGGCGACGGCAACGGCAUGCUGUGUGCCUGCGAGGAGCGGAGGCUGGAGCUGCAGACGGGACUCACUCAGAAUGUGGUUACCAAGUGGAACCUGGUGUGCGACUCGGCCUGGAAGGUCCACAUAGCCAAGUUCUCCCUCCUCGUGGGCUCCAUCUUUGGCUAUCUAGUGAUGGGCGUCAUGGCCGACUGGUUUGGUCGACACCCCGUCCUGAUCCUCUCGGUGCUUUUCAUGCUGGUCUUCGGUCUGAGCGUCGCCUUCUCUGUAAAUGUCACCAUGUUCAGCACCUUGCGUUUCUUUGAGGGUUUCUGCUUGGCGGGCCUCGCUCUUUCCCUCUACGUACUCCGAAUCGAGCUCUGCCUGCCAGGCUGGCGCUUCUCCAUGACCAUGGUGGCCAGCUUUCUCAAGGUGGGCGGGCAGCUCCUGAUGCCAGCCGCGGCCGCUCUGUGCCGCUAUUGGCCGAACGGGGAUGACUGGCAGGUGCUGCAGAUUGCCAUCAUCAGCCCUUUCGUUCUGAUGCUUCCCUACGUCUGGAUUUUUCCAGAGUCGCUACGCUGGUUGCUGGCCACCCAGCACUACAAGCGCUCCAAAGCCAUGAUGCUGCGCAUCGCCAGGAAGAACCAGGUUGACAUGACAACGGAACGCAGUGAAGUUCUGGCAGAGCUGGAGCAGGAGCUGCACAGGAAGCCCCAGAGGACCUGCAUUGUGAAGAUGAUGAGCACCAGAAACCUGUGGAAGAACAUCGUGGUGCUGUGUGUCAACUCGCUGACGGGGUACGGGAUUCACCACUGCUUCGCCCGCAGCAUGCUGGACCCAGAGGCCCAGCCCACGGCUUUGUGCCACGCCGACUAUUACACCAUGGCUGGCAUCGCCUUGGCAACCUGUCUGGCUCUUUGUCCCGCCGUGGGGUUGAUGGGUAGGCGUGGGGGGCUCCUCACCUUCAUGAUCAUAACGGCUCUGGCAUCGCUGCUGCAGCUGGGACUGCUCAACUUGAUUGGGAAGUACAGCCUUCGCCACGACACAGUGUUGCGAGACACACUGAACAGGAAAUUCUCCGUGGCCUUCUCCGUCAUCGGCAUGUUCUCGUCUCACGCCGUCAGCACGCUCAGCAUCUUCUUUUGUGCUGAAAUCACGCCGACGGUCAUCAGGGGCGGAGGUCUGGGUCUGGUCCUGGCUAGCGCCGGCUUCGGGAUGCUCACCGCCCCCAUCAUGGAGCUCCACAACCAGAAGGGCUACUUCCUGCAUCACGUGAUCUUCGCCUGCUGCACGCUGCUGUGCAUCAUCUGCUUGCUGCUGCUGCCGGAGCCGCGGGGUCAGCCUCUGCCCGAGAGCUUGGCCGACGGAGAGACCUUUACCCGGAGGCCCCUGCUCCAUCCGGGAGAACAGCACCUCCUUCUGGCCAAAUGUGACAGGGACUACUCGCGAGUCCACGACACGCCGUUACACCUCACUGCCACAGGGGGCGCCACGGUCGCAGUGGCCACCGCUCUGGCAGCAGUGCCUGCCUCCUACGCCCUAGCAACAGGUGGCGAGGUGAUUGGAAAUCACGCCAUGGCCAAUGGGGUAUGAGCGUCUCAGCAACGGUCUGUGCAAAUAACUGCUGAUUAACCACAGAAUGCAGCUUUUGAACAAAUCUUUGAAGGGAAUAAAAGAUGAACUCUAGUGAGGACGGAGAUGAUGACAAUGAUAGAAAAUUUGCAUUGUUUGUGGUGACAAUGAUUCGUUCAGGAGUUAUCCCAAAAACAUUGUAUGAACCAAGUCGAUGUGCAGGACUUGGUGACGUCCUCGUGCUCGGUCGAGUGUUUCAGAGGAAAACUGUUUCUGACGUGAUUUCACUGCAUCUUAGAAGUUCGUUUGCACUAAUUAUGAAAGACACAAUCAAGUGUUUGUGAAUUUCGGCCAACGCGGCUCAUCCAGCACAAAUACUUUCUUGCAUGAAAGGGCAAAAAAAAAGUUUUAUUUUUCUCCCUCGUUUGUAGUUUCUGAGAAAAGUCCGAUGUGGCACUUUAUCCUGGGAGACGAGGUCGGCGUAGACGCUGACUUUAGGCAGGCGCCGUUAUAUGAUGGUUGUGUGUGAAGAACAACCGGAGACCACGGCAGACCGUAGCCUUCACAGAACAAACCAUAAACAAGCCUGAGAGCGGAAUGGACAUUUGGACGUGAUGUCUUAUGAUGCGCCUCAGCAUCCUGGUGGCUUUAUCGUGAUGGUUCUGAGAAGACCCAAUGAAGAUGAAGAGAUCCAGUAGUUAUUUUGUAUCGCCGCCGAAGGGCAAUUUUGUCGCUUCAGUUUCCGUCUUGUUGAGCAAAUAUUUUCACUCCGGUUCUCACCGCUCGUCCUCUUCUGUGGCGUUUCCGAGCCACUCAGAUAAAAUACAAGAAUUAGGUUUCAUUUCUGAGUUUUAAAUGACUUAAAACUCCAGAAAAGUCAGAAUAGUUCAGAUGCAGGUCACGUUUGCGCCUAAUCGUCGUUAUUAAAACCUAAUCUAAAGGACUGAGUCACCCAUGGCCGUGCGCCAAAGCUAGCUUAGCUUUUGAUUUCACUCCAUCCAUCCACCCAUUUUCAGCUGCUUAUCCAGACUUCCCUCUCCCCAGUCACUUGGACCAGCUCUUCCGGGGGAAUCCCAAGGUGUUCCCUGGCCAGCCCAGAGACAUAGGGUGUUUCUCAAUGUGAAGGCGCCUUGCCUUGUGAGGCGAUGUCUUUAAAUAAGCUGACUUACUUUUAAACUUGAAAAUUGUCCCCGAAGUAGCUGCCGGCUUCUGUUUCGCCGUCUUUUUGACAAUACCGCGGUGUAUUGUGGGUAAUUUUUGACCAAGGCUAGGCUAUAAGACACCUCCGGUGUAUCCUUGCUCAGCUAGCUAAACGGCUAACAAACGGAGAACACACACCUCGGUAGAACAUGAACACUGGAACACGUCAUGGCGGCUCCCGAUGACGUAUCUCCUAGACAACCGGGGCGGGGCCACGACAUCAAAGCAAGGUUCCUUGACAUUGAGAAACACCCAUAGUCCCUCCAACGUGUCCUGGGUCUUCCCUUGGGACUCCUCCCAGUUGGACUUGCCUGGAAACAUCACUAGGGAGGCGUCCAGGAGGCAUCCUGAUCAGAUGCCCGAGCCACCUCAACUGGCUCCUCUCGAUGUGGAGGAGCAGCGGGUCUACUCCAAGCCCCUCCCGGAUGACCGAGCUUCUCACCCUAUCUCUAAGGGAGAGCCCAGCCACUCUUCGGAGAAGACUCAUUUCGGUCGCUUGUAUCCGCGACCUCGUUCUUUCGGUCACUACCCAAAGCUCAAAAUAAACGUAUUCUUUAAAUACUAUUCUGACUUUUCUCUCUACAAUGACUUUAAUCUGAAAAUAGAAUUUCAUCUCAACAUUUUUACUUGAAUUUCAAAACUAGGAUAGAUUUUCCAACGCCGUCGUAUUUCUCUGUACCGUAGUACCGUCGUAAUCCCACCUGUUGGAAGUGACUCCAGACAGAAAUGGCAACAUUUCCUCGUUUUCGGGAGCAAACAAACGUCUGAGGAUUAGAUGCUAGCAGCGUAGACCUGGCAUAGCCGUGACUGUGUAGGUUAUGUAAUUAUCCCGUAGGACUGCAUUAAAACGUAAGGUGUGUGUACUCGUGAGGACCAUUAUCUCCAUUGCCCGUGAAGCACAUCUACCAGAGAAUCCAUCCCAUUAAUAGAAAAGUAUAGAACUGGUCCGAGCUAGUUUUAAACCCUCUUUAGCACACAGAUUUAAAUACACUGUAUGGUUCCUAGUUUGUAUGUGAAACGGAAACAACCACUAACGCCGUUUUCUAAGUGUUGUUUUUUAAUAAGAUGAUGCAUUUGUACAAAAGGCCAUAGGCCUACAUGUUUUGAUAAUAAACCGUUUAAUUUAUUAUGUCAAUAAAAGAACACUGGAUGUGA
Molecule: messenger RNA, 4963 nt
Organism: Nothobranchius furzeri (turquoise killifish)
Lineage: Eukaryota; Metazoa; Chordata; Actinopteri; Cyprinodontiformes; Nothobranchiidae
Gene: slc22a23b
Product: solute carrier family 22 member 23
Biological process (GO): transmembrane transport
Cellular component (GO): membrane
Molecular function (GO): transmembrane transporter activity
Source: RefSeq, a predicted model, not a curated record